AUGACGCCGAAUAACCACAUUCUCUCGUGGAGCGGAGAGGAGGAGGACACGAGGGAACGAGCGUGUAACGGAGAAGAAGAAGAAGAAGAAGAAGAGAGGCGAGCCGCCGCAGAUGCGCGUACACGCACACCAGAACACCGCGAUGCCCUCCCGGUGCGUCUGGCAGAAUGGCUGGUCCACGUCCGAGUUACGAUAUCGUCGUCUGCGGCGGCUGCGGUUACGCUAGGGCGUGUUGCGCAAGCACCGUCAUCGCGGGUAGGGGCUCUAACUGCGCCACGUUCGAAGUGCAGGAUGUCUGACGCGUCGGAAGCGACGCUGAAAAUUCCGGAAUGUCAAUGGACAAUAACGAUUACCAUGUCCGCGCAACACGGAGACCUCAUUGAGGCGGGCACCACUGUACACGUGGCGCCUCAUUCAUGAAUUCCAAGUACAACCGCAAAUUGGAUUCGCCGGUUACACCGCCCUGCCAGAGGCCUGUAAUUGCACGCGCUCGGUCCCCCCGGUGCAUACGCCAGGCGUCGAGAUCGCCGUACCGUCUUCUUCCUCUCGACAAACUAUCGAAAUGCAGUUCAGUCGAUACAACGUACGAUCAGACCCGAAUUAUACAGUCGAGUGUUUUAACGACGAAAUAAAACAAUUGUCGAGAAUU
This is a messenger RNA of Vollenhovia emeryi, 649 nucleotides long. RefSeq lists its product as uncharacterized. Bases 1 to 420 code for a protein of 139 amino acids. The record is from RefSeq and is a predicted model, not a curated record. The transcript has 3 exons. Lineage: Eukaryota; Metazoa; Arthropoda; Insecta; Hymenoptera; Formicidae.